Stylonychia lemnae is the source of this 5004-nucleotide messenger RNA. Lineage: Eukaryota; Ciliophora; Spirotrichea; Sporadotrichida; Oxytrichidae. The record is from the annotation of a GenBank genome assembly.
AUGAUAAGAAUUUUCUUAGACACCUGCACUGCAGUAAGUGCUUCAGGCUAUGUCGAAUCUCCAGCCUUAACUACUACUAUCUCUCUCAGGAAUCUCUUGUCUGGUAUUGAGCGCAUCUAGUUCUACUAUUUAAAGCACUGGCUUUAGUGUUGGAUCAACUGGAUUCGCAUUAAAAAGCUUAAGUUAUGCGAGUAAGUUUUCAUUGAAUCACCUUAUAUUGCAGCUGCGACAGUGGCGACUAGUGCAGGUUCAAAUGGAGCGACAUCAACUUGGACUAUUAGCAUCCCUUUGUCAAACAAAAUACCAGCAUACGGAAAAAUUAAUUUAACUUUCAAACCACUCACAUCAUCUUACACCUCCUAUGCUACUGCUUAGUAAGUACUGUCAACAUCAUCAACUUUCACAUGCAAAUAUGCCUCUGUAAUAUUUUUGUUUUAACUAUUAAAGGCAACUACAUCUUGUUCAUCCAGUAAAUUGGCCGUUUCAACUAGUUAGAGUUCAGUAUUAAUAACAUUUUCAUCUUCAGUGCUUGCAGCUGGUGGAACCCUUUAACUUUUGGUAGCCAAUGCUAAGAAUCCUCUAUCAUCUUAACCAUACACAGGAUUAACAAUGAUUUCUUAUGAAAAUUCUAACUUGAUUGAUACUUAUACUUUACAAACUGGUGUUUCUACAUCCUCAGCAUCUCAGAGUGGAACAACUUCAAAUAUUUAUAAUUCAAAGACUCUUAUUAAGGAUACAAAUGCUGAGUAUUUCUUCUAAUUCACUACUAUUAAUCCAAUUCCAAGUUCGGGGUUUCUUCAGAUUACAGUUGGUAGUGGCAUCACCUUACCAGCAAGCUUCAGUUCUUGGGUAUUCAAGGCAUAUGAUACUGAGGUUUCUGGAGCUUCAUUUAGUGCAUCUGGCCAGGUUUUGACUGUAAAAAAUAUCAUAUCAACUUACCUCAAGGGAGGUACUGAUUACUAAUUUUCAAUUACUGGUUGGACAAAUCCCAUAGAUACAACUGCAGUCUCUUUUUCUAUCGUUACUGCUGAAGCGACUUCAGGCACCACUUACUCUAUUGACACCUUCUCUGGCUUUUAAAUAUAAGCUGCUUUAGGAGCUAUCUAUGUUCUCAGUUUAAAGCCAACAGAUGAUUCAAGAAUGCUAUUAUUCCCAACUAAUUAUACUAUUCAGAUUUAAUGCAAGACAAGCAUUGCAAGUACUGACUACUUAGAGAUAAUAUUUCCCAGUGAGUUUGAUGUUGCUGAUUCAUCAUCAUGUAAAAUCUCUGGUUUCUAUUAAACAUCUACAACUUGUACAUCAUCUUCAUCAAGUAGGACAAUAACUAUCAAGAAGCUUUCAACCUCAGCAAUUAGCUCAAUGAAUACAAUCACAUUUACUGUUAAUUCUAUCAGGAACCCUGCAAUUUACGACAAAUCGAACCAGAUUAUAUUCAAUCAUAAAACAUCGAUUGGCGUAAUUUAAGAUAGUGGAAAAUACUAUGUUCCCAAGAAUACUUACACUCAAAGCUAUAUAAAUACAUUUAAAGUAACUCCAGGAACUACACAAGCAGGAGGAAAAGUUAUAUCAUAUUAAUUUUCAAUCUCCCCAGCUGCUUACAUUCCCAAAGGAGCUUUAAUAGCAAUAUAUCUACCUGAGGAGGUUACGAUUAACAGCGCAUCAAAUAUAGAAUUCAGUUGUGGUGGAACCUUAAGUGGCUUCACAAGUUCACCUCUCUUAUGCUAAGUAAAAAGCAGUAACAAAAUCGUAAUACAAAAAGGAUUUACUUCAGCUAAAUCUGUAAACGAUCCUCCGACCAUAUCAUUUACGAUUCCCAGUCUAAAUAAUCCAAGAUCACUGGAACCCUCAAAAAUAUUUGGUGCCUAAAUAUUAGAUUCAUCUAGUAGAGUAAUUUACGCCUGGAAUAAUACGGAGACUCCAUACGCUACAAUGAAAACCUCAGGAGUUCCAUCAAAAUUUUUACUCUCAAGGACAAGUACCUAGAAUUCAAAUUUGACUAAUUACAUUUUCAAUAUAACCCCCUCCCUUUAUUACCAAGAUAAUGACGUAAUAAAAAUUGUUGCUCCAUCUCCAAUUGUGUUUACAAAUUCAUCGAGUUGCAAAGGCCUUGUUUCUCUUGCGUCUACUUUAACAUGCAAAAAGUCUACUGACUUCAAAUCAAUUGAGAUUAAAUUAAGCACAUCAAGAAUGAGAUAUCUUGCUUAGAUCGCUUCUGGCUCUCUCAUAUCAAUUUAGGUUUCAAAUGUCUAAAAUUCAGUUUCAACUAAAAUGACUUCUUCAGGAUUUGCUGUCUAUGCAUAAACAUCAAAUGGAUAUGUGAUUGAAUCUUCAACUACUGGACCAUAUGUUGUAAAUACUGAGGCUGCUGUUCUUAAUUCUCAAAAAGCAAAUGUUUAGCCGAGUAACUAUAUAGAGAAUAAAAGUGCUGUCUAUUAAUUUCAAUUCGUCACAACUGGUUUCUAGUAAAAUAUGAGAAUUAAGAUUACACUACCUACACAAAUAAACUUCAUAGGUACCUCAUUGAAAUGUCGAGGUAUACAUGGAGUUGAUAAAUAAAAUUUAACAUGCAUAAUCAACAGUGCUGACAAGAGCUUCUCAAUAAGUGAUGCUCUUACAAACUAAGAAAUUGCACCGAAUAAUAUCACAUUCUCAGUAGAUUCUCUAUUGAAUCCAACUAAAAGGGAACUAACUUCUUCAUUUAAGAUUGAAACCUUUACAAACGACAGUUAUGCGAUUGAUAAAUUAACUGCUGACCUUGCACUUGAUUUCUUUUGCGUUUAUCCAUGUAAAACUUGCAAUCAAUCGAAUUCAUCUCAGUGUUUUUCGUGUUAUAGCUUUGUAAGUGAAAAAUAUUUCUUUUAAGAUUAGUGCUUUGAAGACUGUCCAGCUGGAUAUUUUAACAGAGAUAAUAAUACCUGUGGCAAGUGUAACUCGCCUUGCGCAAAAUGCAAAUCUACAGCUGAUCUUUGCACAUCUUGCAUCGAUUUAUAUGUGUUAGGAGGCAAUGGAUAAUGCUAUGAAAAAGUUAUUAUUGCAAAUUUAUAUCCUUUCCCAUUCAGUGUAUUCGCAGUCUUUGCAACAUUUUCUGCUUGGAUAACAAAAUGCUUUGCCAAAAAGACUAAAUUCUUGCAAUCAGCCAUAGCACUGUGUGCAUUUCCUGAAAUGAUAGCUUGGAUUUCAGCAACAUUCAUGCUCUCAUAAUUUGGAAUGGCCUUUAGUGCCUUUUUAGUUUUUAUAGGCAUUGCCAUUCAUAUUCUUAUGAACUUCACUUAUUGUCUAUUACAUCAACGCAUAUUUUUAAGGAGAUCAGAUCAGAAGUAUUUAGAUUUUUUUAGAACACAUAAUAAUUGUAACCGGAUCACACUUGUGGUAUCCUUUGUAUUCUCAUUCAAAUUUCAUAUGAUAUCUCUUUCACAUUGUGCAAAUGGUGAGCAUUUGAAAGGCUCUUGGAAUAAGUUUUAAUGGCUACUUUGGAAUGCCAUUGUCCUUCUAUAUAUUAUACUUUCAUUAGCCCCGAUGGUCUUUGGAUGUAUUCAUGAAAUUUUAAUGGCCCCUGAAAAAAUGUUUACUUUUACCUGGUAUAUUACUUUAGACUGUAUAAUAGUGACUAUAUACAUGGCAAUUUUACUAAUUAUCCUCUUAAUUAGAUAUGCACCUUGCAUAAUAAGCAGGAGAAAAAAUAAAGCAUUGCUCUAUAAUAGAGUGGAAAAUGAAAAUUCACUUCUCAAUGAUGAUUAAAACCAACAUACAAAACUUAACAUUUAAAAAUUAAAUGAACUUGAUAAAGAAAAAUUCGAAAGACAAAUAGAGACAGAUGAGGGUGAUGCAAAAACCCGAAGAAGAGACACUUAGUAAAAUGAGGAAUAAGCUGAAAUUGAGUAGUUGCAAAAUUUCAUUAAAUAAUUAGAAAAAGAAAGCUUGAUAAUUGAAUAGGAUGAAAGGAAAGAUAUUAUUGAUGAAAGAAGUAAAAUUCUUAAGGAAGAGGAAGACAAAUUGCUUGAAAAGUAACCCGAGGAGUUAAGAGAUGUCAAAAAGGAUUUCUUAAAUUAAGUAGAUAAAAGAGUAUCACUUAAAAUUGAGCCGUGGGAAAUAGAGUAGCCGACUCCAGAACCUGAGCCAAUAAUACUUCCAAGAAUUAAUCCAGUAUCAGAAAGUGUUUAUAACUAUUAUGAGUAAUUGUUCUCAAAUGAGAGAGGAAUAAAACUUCCAAAGGCAUCAUUCGAAAAUUUAAAAUAAGAUGAAAGAUCAGGCUUUAAGAAUGAAAUAGGAGGAUAAAUAUUGCCUAAGAAGCGAAUCUUUGAAAAAGUAGAAUACGAAAUAUAAGAAAAUGAUUAACAGGAAACAGAUGAUGAUUUGGAUGAAAUCGAGAUGAAAGACGAGGUUGCAGAUGAUGUGAAAUUGAGAAACAAUGUGCUUUACAGUGAUAAAUCUGAGUCAAGUAUAGAUGAUAUGAUGGAAGACACCCCAUCUAAUUAUAACAUUCCUAAUGGAAGACUUGACGGUAAAUCAUUAGGCCUCAAAGCUCUACUACUGUAAGCAAAGAAGUAAGGUAUCAAGCUUGAUGUAGAGAAAACUGGAACAGGCUUAAAGUUAGCAGGAAAUAAUAAUAUUUUGACUAAACCCCCCAGAGUCAAGGAAGAAGAGGAAAAGAAGUUCAUUAACAAUCUGUUUAGAAAUAGUAAUGAUCUGAAUUAAGCAACUGGAAGAUCAAAUAAUCUUAAUACAAACAACUCACUAAAGCAUGACUCUUUGGAGCAUACAGGAAACAUGAACGAGAAUUCAACUUUAGAAAUAAUGGAGAAGAAUCAGAAAAAGAAAAAGAAGGUUCAGAAUCAGAAAUAAUUCAAAGAGAGUCCUGAAUAAGACAAGAUCAAGGGUAUGAUAUCCAAGAAUGCAACAUAGGACUUGGAUGCUAAUAAGAAAAGCUCUAAAAUGCUCUCAAAAUCCCCUGUUAAAAAUAAUAAUGAGGACAUUGGAAAGGUAAAAGCUAAUAAUUUCUUCUGA